Hippoglossus stenolepis (Pacific halibut) is the source of this 5683-nucleotide messenger RNA. RefSeq names its product WD repeat domain 25 (gene wdr25). The coding region runs from base 133 to 1656 and encodes 507 amino acids. Gene Ontology annotation, molecular function: protein binding. The record is from RefSeq and is a predicted model, not a curated record. Lineage: Eukaryota; Metazoa; Chordata; Actinopteri; Pleuronectiformes; Pleuronectidae. The transcript has 7 exons.
UUUAUUUUGAAACGUUGAAUGUACUCAGGUGGUUCUGCGGGAUGUUGUUAGCAGCGUGUUACUGAUGGACUCAGAAGUUGGAUAAAUGAUCGGUGUUAUUCUGGACUUCAGGUGUAACAGACUCAUGAGAAGAUGUCUUCAUUAGUGGCCUACGAGGACUCAGGGUCGGAGGAUGAAUCCUCAGCUUCUGUUCAAACUGGAUCCUGUGACCCAAGCCAGGACGUUGUGUUGUAUAGUAACUCAAAGGUGACACCCAGCGCUCAGGGUUUAUACCCAGACCCCGACUGGACAUUGUUGGAACAUCAUGGAAAUAUCUCAGAAAGAAGCAGCUCCUCAUUACACCUUCACCCACACCCCCAUUUUGAUCAGAGGAUGACAUAUUGCAGCAGCAGGGCAGCACAAUAUAAGCAUUUUGGAGAUACUGCAGCUCCUCUGAGUUUACCUGCAACUCAGGAGAAGAUGGCUCCUCUCCAUUCUCUUCCUCACAUGCCACAAAGCUUUGGUGAUGGUUUGAACCAGGCAAAAAGACACCACAGUGUCCCGUCUGGUAUCAGACCGUACGUCCCCAAGAGACAGAGACUCGCCACUUCAGUAGAGACUUGUGACCCAAAGCUAUCGGCAGAGCAAGUCCCAGGGAAUCGGGCCGGGGAAAGCCAAGUUCUCUUAGAUGUGUCGGCAAGAGUGAAGCCGUAUCUCACUCAGAAGCCUGACGCGGCGGGGAUCCCGAGGAGGCUUCUGAUGAGACUGGGAGGCCACCAGGGCCCAGUCAACACUGUGCAGUGGUGUCCUGUGCCUCAUCUCAGUCAUCUGCUGCUCUCUGCCUCCAUGGACAGGACUUUCAAGGUGUGGGAUGGAGCAGAGAGCGGACGGUGCCUCAGGGUUUACACCUGCCAUUCGGGAGCCGUGCGCGACGCCUGCUGGACCCCCUGCGGGCGACACCUCCUCACUGGGUCAUUUGACAACACGACUGUGAUCACAGACGUGGAGACGGGGCAGCAGAAAGUGAAAUUUGACAACCAGUUCAAGGUGAUGUGUGCGGUCCUGCAUCCCAGCAGCCCAGACGUGUUCCUGUGCGGCGGUCACAGUUCAGUGGUCAAGGCCUGGGACUCUCGCAGCAGCAAGAUGGUUAAAACGUACAAAGCAGGGAUCCAGCAGACAUUGGACAUCCUGUUUCUCAGAGGCGGUUUGGACUUCAUAACAACGUCUGACUGUGUGAGCAGAGACUCUGCGGACCGAACCCUCAUCGCCUGGGACUACCAGACAGCCGCCAAGCUCUCCAAUCAGAUCUACCAUGAGCGGUACACGUGCCCCAGCCUGGCUCUCCAUCCGCUGGAGGACUCCUUUGUGGCCCAGACCAAUGGGAACUACAUGGCGGCGUUCUCCUCCCAGCAGCCGUACAGAAUGAACAAGAGGCGACGAUACGAAGGACACAAGGUGGAGGGGUAUGCGGUGCAGUGUGGGUUUUCUCAGGAUGGAACUAUCCUCGCCUCGGGGAGCGCCACCGGCUGCGCUCACUUCUACGACUACCACAACGCUCGGGCGCUGCACACCCUGCGCGCCCACAGCCAGCCCUGUCUGUGCGUGUCGCAGCAUCCCGUCCUGCCAGCGACUGCCGCCACCUGCGACUGGGCCGGGGAGAUCAAGGUCUGGCACUGACGACGGCGAACGAACACGAGAAUAUGAAGCGCGGGAAAAAAAAUUUAAGACGGAGCAGGUUUGCCAAGAUGAAGAUUGUAUUAAACUCAUGUGCACAUCCAUCCCUGAGACUUGAUCCCCCUUAAUCCCCUGGUAUAAGAUGAUAAGAACUUUAUCCACUGCCUUUGGAAAACUGUUUUUUAACACUGUGUAUUUUUAAAACCUCCCACACUCUCAUUCCCAUUGAUAUGAACUGAUCCUAUUGUGUUUACAUGUUUUUUUUUAUAUUUGGUCCAACUUGUAUUGUUUUAAAAUCAGGAAGAGUCGCACUGGGAGAGAUCAAAUGAAGUUUCUUUACAGUUCAAAGAGUGAAGUACUGCUUUGAGUUUUAUCUAAAGUGGUGGGCGGUGGAAAAGCGGUCUCGCCACACACACACACACACACACACACACACACAAACCCAAACCCAAACCCAAACCCAGUGCUUUUAUUCUCAGCUUUCCACUCCAAACACAGCCAGGGGGCAUCAUCAUCGUUGUUAUGUUAUUCUAGUUUUUGUCAAAACAGAAAGAAAAACAUGUCUUUGGGCAUUUGUGUUUGGGCAAAAGUGUUUUUCAUUGUGCAUUCUGCGUACAAAUCCCUUUUCCUCUGUUUGUUCUCCCCAGCUCUGGUAAAAAAAUUUCCUGUCGCUCUGACAGCUCAGAGAAUCACUGAGAACGACCACAGAUCUUCAAACUUUACUAAUAAAAAUAAGCUGAUGUCUGUCAAAGCUCCGCCAGGUGCUUCCACAAUCCUGCCAGUGGACAACAGAGCGGUGCUGUGCAGACAGAAGCUCAUGAUCUUUAUUCACUAUCAAGUGGAACAGGCCUUAAAACGCACACAGCUGUUUAGCGGAAGGCAACUUCUAAUGGCUCGAUACUUUUUUCCCCUUCCCAGCCCCUGCAGUUUUAAAUAGUCAAUAAGAGUUAAAUUAACACUGUAAAGGACGACUUGGCAAAUUUCACAUCAGUGAAAACAGCUGCUUUUAUGUAGAUUUAUUUGGUUUGCAAAUGUAGAAGAAGAUCCUUGUUAAAUGUUUUCAUCAGACAUAUCAGGAGAGAAUUAAGAAAAGGCCUUGGAACCUCCGCCAAGGCCGAAUAGUUCCUUGUAAAAUCUUGUAAUGUUAAAGGAAGCAAAUGAAUCUGCCACUGUGUCCGGAUUCACACCAAAAUUGUAUGGAUUCUGUGUCUCGGCCCGUUUCUCGUUCUACCACCAGAUUCGUGGAAAUCUGUUCAGUUGUGUUUUUGUUACCAUGCUGACAAACAAACAAACAAACAAACGGACAGGGGUGAAAACAUAACCUUUUGAAGUGGAGAUAAUAAACUUAAACGCCAUCAGCAGCAGAAAGAGAGGAACUUUGGAGAACCUCUUCAGGUAAGAAAUGGAGGAUGGACUUUUUCGGCAGUGAGUAUCCAGAUAUUACAUUUUUGGGAUUAACCAUGGGUCAUUCCAUUAAUUGAUAAGAGGAUAAGUGGCAGUUAAAGACAAAAACACUUAUGUUUAAGAGAGUGAGGAAGAAGUUUUAGGGAAAAUCACUUGAGUCGACUGAUGCCUUUGGCAGUUUAGGAAAAAUCUUCUCUGUCACUGUGUUAAAUAUUAGUAUCUCUAUAUUGUCCCUUUAAACUCAGAAGAACUAAGUUCUAAAAGGAACAGACUGAGUUCCUUUGGAAAAAGAGAAAAACAAACAACACAAGAAACAAACAGACGGAGCAUCAGCUUCAAAUCGUCAUCACGGCUCAGUGGGGAAGGCCAGGAGGAGAAAAUCGAAAUGUUGUACUGAGAUAAGACAAUAAAAAACUUUCAAGAAUAAUAAGAAGGGUUCGAUUAUGUCUUAAAUAUAUUUGCCAUAUUCUGAAAGUAAAAAAAUUAUUUUAAAGGUUGAAAUCAAUUUUGUUUAAUGUUUUGAAUGAUGGAAAAAUUGACAUCCUUUGAUUGGACGGUGCUACAACAGAGAGCAGACAAUAGGUUAGGAGCAAAUCAGUCCGCCUCCAGGAGUCCUACAUUUUUCAGACCAUCAGUGUCGGAGUUUCAGAUCAGAUAGAUGUGGGACAACAAAUCACGUGAUUCACAAGCUCGUAAAUGUGUCGGACAAUCUCUGAAAACUCAAGGUCCGAAAUAACAGACUGCAAUAGGAGAGCAGUUGAACGUCCACACAAAUUCAAAAUAAAGAUUCGCCCUUUCAAAACUCCCUAAUGUACGUGGACCAGUUUUCUGAUCAAGAGUUUACAAGGUUUCAAACCUGGAAAACAAACGGAUGCACUGGGAGAACAGUGACAAAUGUGAAUCUCUGAAAAUGUGUAAAAAGAAGAAAACUCAAUCAAGAGUUUAGAUUAUUUUUCAGCCUAUUAAACAUCAUGCACAGCUUCAAAACUUAGUUUCAAUCAUGCAAAACCCUUUUUAUUCGAUCUCAAACUUUCAAAGCUUUUUCUUUGUUACUUUAGGAAUAUAAUAAAUAAAUGAAUAAAACCAAAGUGACAUCAGUCCAUAUGUAUAUAUUUUGCAAACAUUUUGUAACAAUUGGAAUUUCAAGAGUUGAUGUGGGCGGAACUUUCAAUAAAUAGAAUUUAUUUUAAAAGUCUUGGAUCAUUUAGGUUUAAGGUCCUAAAGAUAAGUCGGUAAAAUACACAAGUAAAAUAAUAUCUGGAGGUGUGCACUGUAUUUCCCAACACCCGUCUUUAUUAAGUAAAUAAACAUACAGCAAAAAUAUAUAACCAUGCAUCAGACAGACACAUGUUGACAUUUGGACAGCUGGCCUGUUGUCAUGGAACAGUGCUGGAGGUAGGACGGGACAGAAAAACACUUCAGCCUCUUCAUUCAGGGUCAAAACAUUCGAUAAAUAGAACAUCAACUGAAAACUGCAUAAAAAAUAGUCAUAGUGUAAUAACUGUAUGCAGAAUCUACAUCUCUUUUUAUACAUUAUGUCCACGACAAAAAUACCAUAUAUCCUCUCACCUCACCCCCCCUUUGCUGUACAGUGGUUCAAUUCAACUUCAAAACCUUUACAGCAAACCAAGUAUUAUCUGAGACUGUUAGUGGCCUGUGUGGUGCGGUUUCACCUUCAUAUACGUCACAAGGUCAAUGAGAAGAGUUGCAGUAUUGAAAUCUGAAUAAACGACCUCGAGCCAGUUUCCAGAUCUGCAGGAACGGGAGAGGAAGGAGCGCGGCGGCGGCGUUCAGAGAGAAAACACUCGAGGGCAAAGCCGAGUUCCUUCCUGUCACCGUUCCUCUCAGAUCUGUAGAGCUGCACAUCCGUCACAAUGAAAGAGGCAGCACAGACGUAAUGUAUUUAAUAUUGUACUUUUGUCUCCAUCUGUACUAGUGACGUUAGGUAGUGGGGUUGCAGGGCAACCUGUCUUUACAUUAAGUUCAGGCGACAAAGACAAGUAAGUCUUUGCCACUUUCCAUGUAGAUAUACACACGCUUUGUCUAUUGUCACAGUGUUUUCUCUAAAGUAGCCUAACUGAGCAUGCUGGUGUAACAACAACACACUGACUGUACAUUUUUGUCUUAAAUAAUAUUUGUUUCGGUUUUUUUUAACUACCUGUUCAGUUUCCUCUGCUCCUUUUGUGAGUCUGCAGAAAUUCAGCCAAAUGAUUUGUAUACAAGAAUUUAUCCUCGUCAUUUUCAAACCAAAACAGAUUCCAGUGGAGAUCUCUCUGCUGACAAAUACCCUCAGUCUACGAACAAGACUUAAUCCUCCUCUGACAAACUGGACGUGUGUGUGUGUGUGACAGGAAGAACGUACGCUGUAUGUAGUAACAGUAGUAACAGUAGCAGUAAUUGUACACGUACAUUAACAGAACAGCAGAUAUAGACCAUAUGUGCACAGUUGUUAGAUGCUGUAAAGGAGACCAGUCAGUCCACUGAACAGGAUUAAGGCAAUUUCACAAGUGUCCUGGUUGUAUGUUAGUAACUACUGUGCAAUUUCAGUAUCACAUUUCAUCUUGCUCUGAUAUAAAAAUAAGAAAAAAAAUUACAGCUGAGUUAUGAUUCAAAACGUGGCAGCUCA